UAAGUGUGGAAACCGGUUGUCGCCAGUAGUCUCUCAGCAUUCAUUGGGCACGCAAUCCCUUCGGGGAAUAUAAUUAUCCGAAAGAGAAGUAAUUAUCACUGGAAUCAUCAGAAUGCACAAAUGCUAUUGCGGCGUAAUGAGAUCGGGAAGUGAGCGGCAGCAGCAACAUCUUGCGCUGCAUCAAGAUCGAGAUCAUCAUCCACGUGGCGAUCUCAGGUCGGUGACCUCAUCUUCCAGACAAAGCCUGCGACCCACCCAAUUUAUAAAACGUCCGAGCCUAAAGACCGCGCCCAGAUUUGGCCUAGGCCAUUCCAGCACCGAGUUGGUCAAUGACUUCAGUCGCCGGAACUCCACAGCCACCACGGUGAGUCACUGCUCCAGCUGCAGCUGCAGCUCUUCCCAGCAACGCCAGCAGAGCAGGGCCAAGGUUUUGCGAUGGGGCUGGGAACGAACAGGAGGUAUUGACACCUCGAACACGAACCACCAUGAAAGGUACACGGACAAUCGUCGUCUUUACGAGCAGAGCGCAUGCGUCGCCAGUCGCCAGAGGAGCCAAGGUCAGGGUCAGGUUUACAGUGGCAACUCGACGCCAUCGCCACGCCCAGUUGAGUACCCCAAACAGCAGGCCAUCGAUGAGCUGCAGCAACUGAAGGCCCUGCAGCACUUCCGCCUGAUGAACACUAGCGAAUGCUUCAGUGAUGUCCGCCAGGAUGAGCUGCGUCUGCAGCGGGCAUAUGAUAAAAUCAUUUUCGGCAGCUCGGACAAGUGGAACAAGGAUCGGGCCAAUGAGAGCAGGCAACAGGAAGUGACGAGGAGCAGCAGCAGCACCACCACGCCCUACGCCCUAAGGCAGAAGUUGCUCCAGCUGAGGCUCCAGGAGGACGAGCGACAUGGCAGGGGCACGGGAGCCACAUGUGCUCCAUUGGGAAAGAGUUGCGCACUGCGAUAUAACUAAACUGAUGUGCUAUAUAAAUAUACACUAUAGUGCAAUAUACUAGGCAACAUAAAGUAAAGUUAUGAAUAAGAAUUUAAAGUCCUCGAACUUCUUUAGAUUGUAACACCAACUAUAUAGACAAUAAAUAAUCAAUUCGCUAUCUAAAUAAGAAACUAACAUGCAUUUCACUCAAGUAAAAACACAUCCCAAAUUUCAUAUUUAUUGCUAGUAUGUAUUUCAAUUUUUCUUUUAAUAAAACAGUGCUAUUUUGUUACAAGUGCUUCGUCAUUGUGUUCAUUUUGUUUAAUUUGUAUUUUUUUGUUUCAAUGAUUUUUUUGUUUUUUAUUUAUUUUUAUUUUUUUUGCAAUUUACGCUUUGAAUGCAUUAUUAAUUUACCCCAUCUGUCUUUUCUAAUUUCCUUCUUGAGGUCAAUUACGCUUUAAUUUUACGAUAUUACGUUAUAGAUUUCUUAUGACCUGUGUUUUUGGGGGUUGAAAACAGCCGAUGUCGUACUGGAUCGCAUUAUUACAAGUACAUAUAUAGUCGUAAAUAUACGUUGAAUUCAUUACAACAUUGAACAGAGUACUAGAGUGUGAAAUAGACGAGGACUCAUGCUUUUGCUUUUGUUUUUUUUGUCCGUAGGUUACGCGAUUGUGGUUAGUAGGUUACUUGGUUGUCGGGCGGGGAUUGGA
Messenger RNA from Drosophila sechellia, 1626 nucleotides. RefSeq lists its product as uncharacterized. The transcript has a single exon. The record is from RefSeq and is a predicted model, not a curated record. NCBI's taxonomy places the organism in Eukaryota, Metazoa, Arthropoda, Insecta, Diptera, Drosophilidae. Bases 113 to 955 code for a protein of 280 amino acids.